Molecule: messenger RNA, 450 nt
Organism: Rhizopus microsporus ATCC 52813
Lineage: Eukaryota; Fungi; Mucoromycota; Mucoromycetes; Mucorales; Rhizopodaceae
Exons: 4
Coding region: 1-450 (149 amino acids)
Source: RefSeq, a predicted model, not a curated record
AUGUCCGAUCGUCGUUCCAAGCUUUUAGCAUUAGCUGCAAAACGUAAACUUGAAGAAGAAGAAGAUAAUGAUGAUAAUAAGAAACCAGUGAAGGCCAGCAAGGCUUCCAAAGAAGCACGUAAUGUCAAGCCAAAGAAAAGAUACGAAGAUACUGAGGAAGAGGAAGAAGAGGAAGAGGAAGAAGAACAAAGCGAAGAAGAAAACUACUCAGAGGAAGAAGCUAGACCUAAAAAGUCAUCAAAGCCUAAAAAGAAAGCUCCUAAGAAGAAGCCCUCCAAGAAGAAGCAGACAAGCGAAGAUGAAGGCUCUGAAGAGGAUAAAAGCGAUGUAGAAGAGGAUGAAUUAGAAGCCCUCGAUACUAGUGUAAUCAUUCCUGGUGGAAGAAGAACCCGCGGAAGAAAGGUUGAUUAUAAACAGUUUGGUGCAGACCCUGAGGAUGAGGAAGAAUAA